This is a messenger RNA of Lycium barbarum (goji berry), 822 nucleotides long. RefSeq lists its product as uncharacterized. Lineage: Eukaryota; Viridiplantae; Streptophyta; Magnoliopsida; Solanales; Solanaceae. The record is from RefSeq and is a predicted model, not a curated record. The coding region runs from base 1 to 822 and encodes 273 amino acids. The transcript has a single exon.
AUGGGUGAUUUUAAUUAUGUACUUCAUAGGGAUGAGAAGGUGGGCAGCCCAAUCUCUAUUGCUGAAGUUAGGGAGUUUAAAAUGUGUGUUGUGGACUGCUCUCUGCAUGAUCUUAAAUCUUCUGGGGCUUUCUAUACCUGGAAUAAUAAGCAUGUGGAUGGGAGUAGAGUCUAUAGUAGGAUUGACAGAGUGCUAGUAAAUGGUGUAUGGUUGACCUCCUUACCUAGCUCAGAGGUGCACUAUGGGAAUGAGGGAGUGAUGGAUCAUUGCCCUGCAAUCAUCAGUUGGGAUACAGGACAACAAACACAUAAUGGCAGAUUCAAUUAUUUUAAUAUGUGGAGCCAAGCUCUAAUUUUUCAACAACUGGUAAAGGAAAACAUGGAAAGGGACAUAUCUGGCACUCAAAUGUACAAACUAGUGGGAAAACUCAACAGGCUUAAAUCAGCCUUGAGAAGCCUAAAUAGAACACAAUUCAAGGAUGUGGAACUGACUGCUGAGAAAGCUAAGAAGGAGUUGGAUGCUUGUCAGACUACCCUGCAACUUGAUCCUAGAAAUAUAAGUUUGAUUGAACAUGAGGUACAACUGCGCAGAGAGUAUCAAAACAGGGACAAGGCAAGAAAGCAGUUCUUGGUGCAGAAAUGCAAAAUGCAUUGGCUGGCACAAGGUGACAUGAAUACUAAGUAUUUUCAUAGCAUGUUGAAGGCUAGAAGGAAUACUAAUAGGAUAUUCAAUAUCAAAGACUCUCAAGGGGUUACAAGGACUGAUAUAGAAGGAAUAGAUGAUGCUUUUGUUGAAUUUUAUUCCGGUCUGCUGGGUACUUGA